UGUAAGUGUAAGACUGUAUGUGUAGUGGUAUGAACUCAAGUAGUUAUGUAUGUAUUGCUUAUCAUUAAUAUUAUUAGUUGUCAUUUGUAAAAUAUGGUUCUUGUGUUAAAUGUAUAUCAAAAUAUAUUUGUAUAUAGUAUUGUGCAAUGAUGCCAACUUGAACAUCACGUAGACCUGUAGACGCUGGCGGGUGACGCUAGAGGGCGAUCGUGAGCCGCAGGACAUAGAGCUUAAUUUAUAUAUGAAGAAGCCACUCUGGCAGUCACUGAUAAACAGUUGAAAACAACUAAUUCCUAUCUCUGUUUAUGUGUUUUUACAGCAAUAAAACAAUAUAUGUGCCACCAGAAGUCUCCGCCUCUUCUGUGUGUGCAACAUCAUGGCGAGCCAGCCAGGAGAGGACUGCUGAUUGGAUGUGAGAGAGACAGUUCCUCCCUGAGACGAACCUAGAAAUAACAGAAGAUUCAUCAAUAGAGAAUAAAGUACAUUAUAGAGACUUAAUUCAAACAAACAAACAAAAAAAAAAUGGAACAACUUCAAGACUGCGUUAGUUCCAAGUUUCUAAUGCUAGAGAAGCAUGAUCUGAUAAAAGUCUGCCUCCAUCUGAAGUGCAGCGAGCCAUCGGGUGAAGGUUUCCCAGGCCAAACGAGGCGAGCGCUGAUAAGGCUGGCAGAGGGAACAUUGGAUGAAAUUGAGGAAAGUUUAGAAGAGGAACAAUAUGCAGAGAGCCUUAAUGAACUUCUGUGCUUCAUCGAGUCCCUUAAGGAACCAGCCGAGCUCAAAGUGUCACCAGUAACCCAGUCUGAGAUAGAGAAGCUAAGAAAAGAGUAUGCAGAACUACAGCAGACUCAUGCAAAUGCUCGUCGUGCAUUAGAGGAACAGAUUGGGCUACUUGAAGAAAAACAACAGAGAGGAAAAGAUAAAAUGAGUGUGAAAGAGCAAGCCACCAGACACGAACCGAUUCCUGAAGUUACUCUGAGGAGGGAAUUCCGAGUCUUCGGACAGAUUGGAGAGGCUGGUCAAAAGGAAAAAUUAUCAUACACUAGCCUCAACAACCAGAUUGAAUCAGGAGUGAGAAAGGGGUACGCAGAGGCGGAAAUCAUUGAAGCAGUUAUCAGAGCAGUGAGUCCUGGCCUUCCCCUCAGAGAACUCCUUGAAAUCAAGCGAGACCUCACACUUUCUACAUUAAAGACCAUCCUCAGAGGACAUUAUAAAAUAGACUCUUCAUCAGAUCUACUGCACAGGCUCAUGAACAUCUCUCAGGAACCCAAGGAGUCUGCUCAAAGUUUUCUGUUCCGAGCCAUUGAACUGAGGGAGAAACUACUGUGGACAUCUGGAGAUGAGCAUGAUGGAGAACAGUUUAGCCCUGAGCUCAUCCAACGAAAGUUCCUUCGCUCUGUGGAGACAGGCCUUCUAAACGAUGCGGUUAAGUUCCAAGUCAAACCAUACCUCAGUGAUCCUAAAGUAGCAGAUGAAGUGUUGAUUGAGAAAAUCGGUGAAGCUGCUAAUCUGGAAUUGGAGAGACAAACAAAGUUAAAGAAAGCAGUGACUCCAAAGCCUCUUAGACUAAGUGAAGUUCGAGCAGUAGAACACAUCUGCAACACUGAGCAACAUUCGAGCAGCGAGAUGGAGACUCAAGGACAGAGGAAAGAGACAUUAAUGAAAGACAUUAUCACUGGCAAAGACAAGAAGAAACAGAUACAAAGCAAAGAGACUAACAAUGACACUGCUAAAGCAAUUGAAGACCUCAGAGCAAACGUUAUGGAAAUGACCAAAAUGUUCAGAGAGACAAUGGAAGCGACCAGAUCACAGUUUCACCCUCCCAUGACCCCACUUCGAACUGAGAGGAGACCCAAAGGCUGCCGUUCAUGUCAGGAGGCCCAAAGAGGUGAAGAGUGCAGGCACUGUUAUCGCUGCGGACAAGAUGGACAUCUGUCACGGGGCUGUCGACAACGGAGGCCCGCAUCGGGAAACGGGAGGGGACUGCUGAGCUGGACCCCCCAGUAG
Messenger RNA from Megalobrama amblycephala (Wuchang bream), 2004 nucleotides. RefSeq lists its product as uncharacterized. Lineage: Eukaryota; Metazoa; Chordata; Actinopteri; Cypriniformes; Xenocyprididae. The coding region runs from base 523 to 2004 and encodes 493 amino acids. The transcript is spliced from 2 exons. The record is from RefSeq and is a predicted model, not a curated record. Gene Ontology annotation, molecular function: nucleic acid binding; zinc ion binding.